Molecule: messenger RNA, 7914 nt
Organism: Lontra canadensis (Northern American river otter)
Lineage: Eukaryota; Metazoa; Chordata; Mammalia; Carnivora; Mustelidae
Gene: ZNF518A
Product: zinc finger protein 518A
Exons: 9
Coding region: 1425-5900 (1491 amino acids)
Biological process (GO): regulation of gene expression
Cellular component (GO): nucleus
Source: RefSeq, a predicted model, not a curated record
GGGUCCCCUGAACCGGUUCAGGGUUCCGCCUCUUGUGAUAGGAAGCGCCUGCUAAAUAGUCCCGGCUAUUCAGCGCUUCCGCCUAACUUGCCGCAAAGUUUUUCUAGAGAAGUCGCCUCUUUUACUCAGCGCUCCUGCAGGCUAGAGCUAACCUUCCUCUUCUUAGCUGGGUUUGCACUACGCUCGGGCUUUUUGAACUUUGCUUCUCCCACAGCCUAGGAGCUGGAGCGGGAGCGCGGCGACCGUGUGCCUCCGCGCGCCCGAGGGGAGCCGAACCCCGGAGGAAGGGGCGGAUCGGGCGCGGUGUUGGGACGGAGCGGGGCGCGCGGCGCUCGAAGCACCCACUCGGCGCAUUCCGGGGCUGGUGGAGACAGCAUGGGUAUUGCUGCGACCGCACCCCUCGAGCCGUAGAUUCGCAGGCCCACGGCAGUCCGACUCGACGGCGUCCCCAUUGUGGGUCCAGUCUCUGGUCAUUGGAGGUCUUUUCUUGCAUCUACGCUCAGCUCUCUGGCGCGCGCUCCCUCCUCCACAGAGUUGGCCAAAGGCGCCCUUCUUGCAGACCCCAACCACACCCAGUGGCCGAUGGAUUUCUUUGUAACUGGCUUUCUCACUUGUAGGGUCCAUUUUGAGUCUGUUCUUAACAUGGUGUCCUCAUUGUCAAGUAGACAGUCUCUUUCUAGAUGGAUAUGAUAUCGUCUCUUUUGAUCACUGUUCCUGAUUGUGGCUUUGUCCAAGCAUUAAAUUGCGUGCCUUUUGUUCCUUGAAGAAGGAGGUACUGGGAUACCACAGUAUCAUAUAAUUCCUCUCACCAAAUACAAAAAAGUAAUAUGAUGAAGAAUGAAAACUUCAAGUAAUGAAGUAAACAAGAGGCUGCUCUAUGAUGACUGACCAAAAUGAUUUCGAUUAUUCCAUCUUAAAAAUUUUACUUGGUACUUGCCAGUUCCUAAGCCUUUCGAAGAUUCAGAACUAAAAUAGCUGGUGCUAACGAGUCCCAACUCAGUCCCUGGACCCAGCUCAGAACUCUGGAUUCAUUCUCUUCCUUCCCAUACCUCAGCCCAAGCUUUCUAUCUCCUCAAAGGGUACCACAUGAUCUUCCGCUCAAGUCCUCACUUUCUAGAAUCUCAAGAUGAAGAAACGAAGACAGAGAUUGAGACUUGUCUAGAGUAACACAAACCAAUGACAAAACUGAGGUUCAAAGAACUUGAAGCUUGCCCAGUGUCACAGAGCAGAGACAGAAGUAAAACUUGUAUUUCCCGACUUGCAGAUUAGUGUUAUUUCUACUUCAAGCUAUUACUUCUUGGUGAGUUAAUGUGGAAAAAAUUCUGGUAUUUUGAAGAUGUCUUGGCACAGUAUUGUUUCCUGUUUAAAUUACAAGUAACUUCAGUUUUUAGAGAAAAAAGAAGUUGGGAUUUUUUUGUAAAAUCAUGCCAUCUGAACAGAAACCGUUAUUUUUUGAUGAAAAACAAACUACUUUAAAAAAUUACGAUGUGAAAAAUGAGAUAGUGGAUACUAUCAGAUCAGUACCUAGGCCAAAAAUUGCAGAAAGUAGUUUUCAUUAUGAACUCAAAAAUGUGAAAAUUGAUUUGCCGAAGAUACAUAUUCCAAAUGAAGUCUUUUUGAAACAUGAAGUUGACAGAUACAAAAAAUUAUUUCAGCGUCAACCACAGACUGCGAGAAAAUCUAUCGGUGUAAAGACUGUAAGCUGUGUAGAGGAUUGUAUGUUGCUCCAUAAGUCUGAGAGAGUUGAAGAAGAGGGUUUAAAAAUGUCUGCAAAAAUACUCAAUUUCAACUGUUUAAAAUGCCGAGAUAGCACUCGAUAUAGUCCAAAUGAUUUGCAGAAACACUUUCAAAUGUGGCACCAUGGUGAAUUACCUUCCUAUCCUUGUGAAAUGUGCAGUUUUUCAGCAAAUGACUUCCAGAUAUUUAAACAACACAGACGGACACAUAGAAGCACUUUAGUAAAAUGUGACAUUUGUAACAAUGAGAGUGUAUAUACUUUAUUAGACUUGACAAAGCAUUUUGCAUCCACACAUUGUGUAAAUGGUAGUUUUCAAUGUGAAAAGUGCAGAUUCUCCACCCAGGAUGUUGGCACAUUUGUUCAGCACAUUCAUAGACAUAAUGAAAUCCGUUAUAAAUGUGGUAAGUGCCAUCAUGUAUGUUUUACCAAAGGAGAGCUUCAGAAGCACCUUCAUGUUCAUUCUGGUACAUUUCCCUUCACUUGUCAAUAUUGUAGCUAUGGUGCUACUAGGAGAGAGCACCUGGUAAGACAUGUUAUAACUUUGCACAAAGAACACUUAUAUGCGAAAGAAAAACUGGAAAAAGACAAAUAUGAAAAGAGGAUGGCAAAGACUUCAGCAGGACUUAAGCUGAUACUGAAAAGAUACAGAAUAGAUGCAUCAAGGAAGACGUUCUGGAAACGCAAAAAGAUCAACAACGGAAGUGACAGAAGUAUAGAAAAAAACACUCAAGUGCUCAAGAAAGUGAGCAAAACACAGGCUAAAUCUGAAGACCAGAGCCAUCUUGUUCAAGAGCAUUUAAAUGAAGAAAAGGAUGAAAGACCACAUUGUGAGAAUAAUGAUAAACCUGCUGAGUCAGAGUCAGAAAAGCCAACUCUUCUGUCCACUGGGCAAUGUAAUAGAGUUGAAGAGGGAUCAAAUUCUACUCUAGGUUUCUUGAAGACUGCUGUACAAGGACCUACAGUGUUAAUGGUGAAAAAUAAUAGAAUAACAAUUCCUGCUAACUACAGUGCUGAUUUUAUGGGCUUUAAGAUGGUGGAUGGAAAACAACAUAUUGUAAUAAAAUUGUUACCUACCAAUAAACAGAAUUUAUAUUCACCAGGCUCACAGUCAGAUGCUGCAAAGGACAGUACUGCCAAUUUGCAGCCCCGGACUUUGGACACUACUGGAUUUUUAGCAGGAGUAACAACUGAAUUAAGUGACACAGUUUACAUGAAAGCAACUACCCCAUUUUCAUGUUCAUCUCCUAUACUUUCAGGGAAAGUAACAUCAGAAAAAGAAAUGGCUUUGCUAUCUCAAACAAGUAAUAUGCUUCAAACAAUGGAUGAUGAAAAAAAUGUGUCAUCUUUGUCAGCAUCAGAAUUGGUUUCGGCAUCAGUGAAUUUGACCACAAAAGCUGAAACAAAAGAUAAUAUUGACCUGUGGGGAAGUUAUAUUACUCAGAGUCACCCUGAGAUAUCAGGUGCUGCCAUUAGAAGUCCAGAUAAAGUCAACUCUACUACCAAACAAAAUGCAUCUAACAGUGGGGAUAUGCAUAACUAUUGCAUUAAUUAUGUCAACUCUGAGUUACCUGUUGAAUCUUCCAACCAAGGAUCAUUGCCCUUUCAUAAUUACUCAAAAGUAAAUAAUUCCAGUAAACGGCAUAGGCUUUCAGGAACAGGAAUGUGUGAAAACUCUCAAAAAGAACCUUCAUCAAGCAAGACAGUUGUUCAACAACCAAUAAGUGAAUCAGUUUUGUCACUAGUGAGGAAAGAGAGCUCAAAUCCAGAUAGCAUGUUAGCAUCUAUUAGCCUUUUGAAUACUAAAGAUGGAACUUUAAAAAUGCAAGCUGAAAUUGAAGAACAGUGUGUUUUAGAAAAAGGACAAAACAGCGACGGACAGAACUUAUACACUAAUGAAAAUCAAAAUUUAGAGAGCUUGACUGAAAAAUCUAAGUGGGAUAACAUUUCUAAUGUUGAGUCACCUAUGAUGCCUAGAAUCACCUCUGUUUUCUCUCUCCAGAGUCAACAGGCAUCAGAAUUUUUGCCGCCUGAAGUAAACCAGUUACUUCAGGAUGGAUUAAAAACAAAAUCUGAGGUAAAACAAGACUCUAGUAAUAGUAACACCCCAGAUAAAGGCCUGCCACUUCAUUGUGACCAGUCAUUUCAGAAACUUGAGGGAGAAGGCAAAAUAGUUGAAUCUUCAAAAGAUUUCAAAGUACAAGGCAUUUUCUCUAUUCCAUCUGGUAGUAUAGGGAUUAAUGUGCCUACCAAUGAUCUGAAUUUAAAAUGUAGUGGAAAAGAAAAACAAAAUCUGUCAAUAUCACAAGAUGUGAGAGAUUCAGAAAAGACACCUAGAAUUUCAGGUAUUGGCACAUUACUUAAGACUCAGUCGGAUGCAAUAAUAACACAGCAGCUCGUAAAAGAUAAACUGCGAGCCACUACACAAAAUUUAGGUUCUUUAUAUAGGCAGAGUCCACUUCUGAAUUCAGAACCAAAAAAGGCUAUAUUUGUUCAGACUCCAAAAGGCUUUUUUGUACCAUUGCACAUUGCUAACAAGCCUGGAUUACAUGUUGUUUCAGGAAGGCCACUUCCAUUGGUUAAUACACAAGGUGUACCUGCUUCUCUUCUUUUAAACAAGAAACCUGGGAUGAUUUUAACAUUUAAUAAUGGGAAACUUGAAGGUGUUUCCACUGUCAAAACUGAGAGUGCUCAGGCUUGUGGAACUACAGCUAAGGAGCCUUGCAGAAUACCUUUUUUAAAGGUAGAACGAAACAGUAAUUGUCUGACACCUGCACUUUGUUCCAGCAUUGGCAGUUGUUUGAGCAUGAAAAGUAGCUCAGAAAAUACUUUGCCAUUAAAAGGCCCUUACAUCAUCAAAACAUCAGCAAAUUCUUCAGCGAAAGCUGUUCCUACGCCUAAUACAGUACCUGAGCAUCAGGGCACCAAGUUGAAUAUCUUGGACUCAGUAAAACAGCAGAAUGAGAUUUUUCCAAAACCACCUCUUUAUACCCUCUUGCCUGAUGGCAAACAAGCUGUUUUUUUAAAGUGUGUGAUGCCAAAUAAGACUGAGCUGCUUAAGCCUAAAUUAGUCCAAAAUAGUACAUAUUAUCAAAACAUACAGCCAAAGAAACCUGAAGGAACACCACAGAAAAUAUUGCUGAAAAUUUUUAACCCUGUUUUAAAUGUGACUGCUGCUAACAAUCUGUCUGUAAGCACCUCUGCAUCUUCAUUGCAGAAAGACAAGGUACCAUCUGAUCAGACUACAGGAGGAGAGCAGAGAGAGCCAGAAUCUUCUAGAGAUGCCUUACCCUUCUUACUAGAUGAUAUGAUGCCAGCAAAUGAAAUUGUGAUAACUUCUACUGCAACAUGCCCAGAAUCUUCUGAGGAACCAUUAUGUUUCACUGACCGUUCAGAUACCAGGGUAUUAAGGUGUAAAACAAAUUGUACAAUCGAGAGAAGCUUCAAUAGAAAAAAGACUUUGAAAAAAAAUUUUUCAAGAGUAAAAACUCAUGCAAGAAGUAAAGAUUCUGAAACUGCCUUUGUAUCUAGAAACAGAAACUGUAAACGAAAGUGUAGGAAUAGUUAUGAAGAACCUCCAAGAAAAAAAGCAACAUUACAUAGAAAGUGUAAAGAAAAGUCUAAACCUGAAGAUGCCCGUGAAUCAUUUGAUUUUAGCAGACCAAGGCUUUCAAGAGAUUCAGUCAGAACUUUGCGGCUUUUCCCCUUUAGUUCCAAACAGCUUGUGAAAUGUCCUAGGAGAAACCAACCAGUUGUAGUUUUGAAUCAUCCUGAUGCAGAUGCACCAGAAGUAGUAAGUGUGAUGAAAACUAUUGCUAAAUUUAAUGGACGUGUACUUAAGGUUUCAUUGUCGAAAAGAACUAUCAGUGCUUUACUGAAGCCAGUUUGUGAUAAUGCCUCGAAAACAAUUUAUGGUGAUUUUUCCAAAAGACAUAAAACAUUGAAACCUGUUAGUUCUGUGAAAGAAAGAUUUGUGCUAAAAUUAACACUCAAAAAGACAAGCAAAAACAAUUAUCAGAUCGUGAAGACUACCUCUGAAAAUGUUCUGAAAGCUAAAUUUAACUGUUGGUUUUGUGGUAGAGUAUUUGACAAUCAGGAUGCUUGGGCUGGUCAUGGGCAGAGACAUCUAAUGGAAGCCACUCGUGACUGGAAUAUGUUAGAAUAAUUUACUGUAGUUACCAAGGAAAAGAAAAGUAAAAUUAUCUUAGAAGAAAACAUGGGUUGAAUUACCUUAAGGCAGACGUUUUCUACUUCAGUAUAGUACCUAAAAUUGAGCAUCUGAAAGUUGGCUGAAUUUCCAUGGGAGACUAAAAAAGUUUCAUGUGUGAUAUUUGAAAAUGCUAUCACUGCACACAUAAGUUUAGCAAGAAACUAAUUGCAGCACAGAUGUACCUUGAUUUAAUUUUUUAAAAUGUGUUCUUGAGAAGUUAGGGCUAAAGAAAAUUUUGAUAAAACAGUUUUCCCAAUUUAGUUAUAUAGUGACUCUUAGUAGAGGGUCAUGGCUGACAGCUGCAUCCCCUCUCUCCUUGCACCAGCCUUAUGAAUCUGUUAAGUGUAGCUUUCUCUGAAGAUGGAGGAGGCUCUUUCACCACGGAGCUGAAGGAGUUUCUCCUCAUUUUUGAAGACCCACCAAGAGUUUGAGUAAAGAACUUAACUUUACAUCUGCUAAAUAUAGUUCUUUUUGAAGGGUAUUGGGCUCCUCUGAGAGCACAUUUAACUAACUACAGAUACACCACAUAAUGCUUGAACAGAGUUUUUCACAAGUAAAUCUCUUUUCUCUACGCUGUGUCCCAAAUCAGGAAUUGGAAUACCUUCCCAAGGUGAUUUUCUUUUUCUAAAUGGCUGUGUCAGGCAUUACAGUAGAUGGGCAGCCUCCAAAGAUUUAAACUCUCUUGGUCCAGUUUAAAGUCUGAUUAAAGAACUUGAACAUUUUUCUGGAUUUGAUGAUAAUCUCCAGUGAUUCUCUUGCACAGAACUAUGCUUAUUUGAUUUAAAUUGUUUGUCCCCCAUAAACCAAAUGGCCAAUUUUUAUCUUGGUUUUCAUCCAUUUAAAAAGUGGAACAUAGAAGCACUUCCAAGGGAAUGGCUUUUCUUGAAAAUUAAGAAUCACUCUACAGAAACAAUAUUUUGAAGCAAGAUUAGCAAAGCAAAUCAGAUUUUUGCUCUUUAAUUACUUUAGGUGUCUGAACAUGUAUGUACACAAUGGGACAAACCAUUUUUGUUAGCACCUUUUUGGUCUCCCUGACAACCCAAAGCAGAUUAUUUUACUGAUUGUUGGCAGUUGAAAUGAAGAAGCAUUAAUAGUGGACUCAGUGGCAGGACAUAAAACUUCAGGACAGAUUCCUAGGGGAUAUACCCAGCAGGUAGAGUUUUAAAAUGGAUAUUUUCAGGACAACAACAGAAUCAUCGACUGAAACUUCACCAUGUAAGUUUGGAUCAAAUUUUGUUGGAUUCUUGAAUAAUGGAGUUCUUAUAUUACAAAUAACUGUAUAAUUUUUGUUAUAUUGUUACUAUAAGUGUUAAAACAUUUUCAUUAAUUGAAAACUUCAGGGCUUCUUUUCUGUAUAUAAGAAAGAAUUUAAACCUGUACAUAUUUUUGUACCUUUCAGUUUGUUAUGUAAAUUUUGCACAGAAGAUUUUUGACAUAAAAAGUUUAUUUUCUUUCAAUUUAGUUCUGUGCAUGCACUAAUAAAACUGGUUGUUUAAUUUAAAAGGAAUAUGUAAGACUUUACCCAUGUUAUUUUCUUGGUUUUUAUUUUAGAUGUAGAUUUUUUUUUUUUUUGGGUAAAUUCAUUUUUCAGGGAUUGAACACUAUUGUUAGCAAGUGCCUAAAAGAUGUGAAACAGUUUACAUAUGUCAACUGUAACAGUAGGUCCCAAAUGGGCCCAUUUCCCCAAAAGUUUUAUUUUAAAGAAAGCCAUACAUAGAUGCUUCAAGCUAUCUUGCUAUGCACAUUAUACACAUGUACUUUUUUUGUGCAGUUUGUCUACUUUCCUAGUGAAGUAUUUUUUGUAUAAAACCUGUUACAAUUGUGUUUCUUAAAUUGAGCCUAAGAAUGGAGUUGAUUGGAAAUAUACAGUAUAUAUUAAUAAUGUAUAUGGUGUUUAAAGAAUGGUAAGCAAUGUUAAUUUCUGUAAUGAAUAUUUUCAUCAAUUAAAUUUAUCUUAAGUUUGUGUUUA